Molecule: messenger RNA, 6403 nt
Organism: Talpa occidentalis (Iberian mole)
Lineage: Eukaryota; Metazoa; Chordata; Mammalia; Eulipotyphla; Talpidae
Gene: TMEM170B
Product: transmembrane protein 170B
Exons: 3
Coding region: 62-460 (132 amino acids)
Biological process (GO): negative regulation of canonical Wnt signaling pathway
Cellular component (GO): plasma membrane
Source: RefSeq, a predicted model, not a curated record
AGCACCUCAGCCGCCGCCGCCUGGCGCCCGAGGAGAGGGCGGCGGGCGCCCCCCGGGGAAGAUGAAGGCGGAGGGAGGCGACCACUCCAUGAUCAACCUGUCCGUGCAGCAGGUUCUGAGCCUCUGGGCCCACGGGACGGUGCUGAGGAACCUCACGGAGAUGUGGUACUGGAUCUUUCUCUGGGCUCUCUUCUCCUCUCUGUUUGUCCAUGGUGCUGCAGGAGUGUUGAUGUUUGUGAUGCUGCAGAGACAUAGGCAGGGAAGAGUAAUCUCUGUGAUUGCAGUCAGCAUCGGAUUUCUGGCUUCUAUCACUGGAGCAAUGAUUACUAGUGCAGCAGUUGCUGGCAUCUACAGAGUAGCAGGGAAGAACAUGGCCCCUUUGGAAGCCCUGGUGUGGGGUGUUGGACAGACAGUUCUGACAUUAAUCAUCUCUUUUUCAAGGAUCCUUGCUACACUUUGAGGUUUCUGUGGAAAUGUCUUUCUUCAUAUAAGGAAACAGAUUCUCUGGAAAUGGCGUUGUUAACAAAUAGGAGAUGAAGUUGUACAAGAAAAGUGGAAGGAGCAGGUCUAAAGAACAGGCCCUGAGCUGUGUGGAAAGAUUGCCCUCUGGUGUUCAAGUGAUUGCACUACACCACUGCACCUUACGUGCCUCCGUCCCAGGCAAGGCGCAAUAUGCUAUGUGAAGCUACAAGAAAAGCACCUUGUUUAGCUGCCAAUCAGGUUAACAUUGGUGUUGAAUCAUCGUUCUUAACAGUGUUGUGUUAAGUUACAGGACGUUUUGAGGAAUUGAUAUAUGUGCCAAACUUUUUUUUUUAACAUUGAUCAUGCGACAAUUUGCAAGUGUAGAUGUUAGAUGAGUGCUGUGAACAUAUUUGACAUGAAUUCAGGUAAUGUAGUGAGAUUUUUGUUUUGUAAUGCUAAAUCCUGUAUGAGUGCUGAAUACCCAAUCAUUUAAUAUGAGAUAAAUUAUUUGAUUUUUAAUGUUGAAUGUUUAUGGAAUUUAGGGCUUUAAUAUGUUUAAGGCAUUAUUGUUAUUUAAUUUAUGUUGAAAAUAUACUUAGCGGAAAACUAGUUAAAAUCUUUUAAGAACUUAAAGUAGAUCUAUAGGGAGCAUCCUUUUCACUCACUUAAAUAAUACUCUGAAUAGUUUCCCUCCUACAUGAAUAUUCUGUUGAUAUGAAUUCAGAAUUGUAUUGGUCACACACAUUGGUUGUAGUUUGUGUGUCAUAAAAAUAUCAUUUGAAAAUUUCUUAUAAAUUUUGUAAGGAAAGAAGUCUGAAAUGCAUGUUGCAUUCUUUGACCCUUCUGAAGAAAGAUUUUGCCAUGUAUCUCAUGGAGAAAACCUCUUUAUAACUAGUAUCUCAGUGGGAUUAUUCUACUUGUUGGGUACACCUUAAUUUUUGACAAAAUGUAAACAAUCUUUCAUUAUGGAGUAUUAAAUAUAUUUAAAGAGUGGCCUAAAUUAGGCUGUGAAAACAAAAGCCUCAUUUGUAGAUAAGUAACAAGUAAGUUAUAUUAGGAAGAGUAUAAACUCUCAUACUUUGGAUAUGUGCUAACAACAUAAUUUUGCUAAGUAAAAAUUGGGGAAUAUAGUAAAUUCUAAAAUGUGGCAGUUAAUCCGAGCAUAUCAAUACAGUUCUGACCAUAUGUUGGAGUGAUUAAGUUGUUCAGUUAUUUAUGCUGUUAUUUAAGUUUACUAGAAUCUAUAUUGACAUUUAUUAGAAAUGAAAAAUGUCUUUAGUAUAAAAAUUUUAAGAAAUUUGACUAUAUAACUUUUUAAGAGUACAGGAAGUAAGGAGAACAGAACCUGGUUGAAUUUGCCUCCUACUGAGAUUUUUAAGAUUCCUAGUAUAAUUAUAUAUGUGGUAAUUUAAAAGAAAAGCAACUGAUGACAAUAUGAAGUUAAGGUCAGUUCACAAACUAAUAUUACGCACUCUAACCUCACCGUUUUACAACUUGAUUUGGUUAAAAAAUAGGUUUCUAUUAGGUUCCAUUCAAAUUUAAAAGUUGAAUAUAUCAAAAACUUAACACUGUGGAGUUGAUGGCAUGAAAGCCAAUGUGCGGGGUUUACUAAGGCUGUGACUUGGAAAUUUAUUUAAAAAAAACAAACAAACACUAAACAACUAUGUAUUCUUAGAGAUCUUUGAAGUAAAUCUUACGAUUGAUUCUUUUUAUUAUACACAAGCUUGUAAUUAUUUUCAUGUGUUCUUUAUAUUCCUGAUGUGUUCCCAAAUUAAAUUUAGUCAUAACUUUUCCAAGUCAAUUUAAUUUCUCCUUUGCUGUUAGAUUUGAGCUGUGCUUCUUUACCUUGCUUGAUUGACUAUUCUAUCAGUAAUUUGAAGUGUUCCUGUUCUUUGAGAGGAAUUACCAAUAGCAUGUUGAAAUUGUUUCAGACUUAUGAAUAUAAUAUUUAUUUAUUUUAGCAUAUGGUUAUUUUAUGAGUUAAGAAAGUUGUCAUGGUAGGGUAAUGUAGAGCAUAUGAUUCAGAAUCCAAAAUUAACCAGAAAAAAGCUUUGAUACAUUAUAAAUAUAUGAAUGCAUGGACCAAAGAGAUUUAAACUCCUGUUUUUACUCUAGAAUGGAAGUAUAAUUGGAUGGUUAAUAAUUAAUUUGUAGGAUAUCCUGCAUUUAUCUCAUUAUCAAGUUGCUUUACAUUAUGAAGUGUGUGUGUGUGUGUGUGUGUGUGUGUGUGUGUGUGUACACUUUUAACAUUUGGGGAAUAUUUUAUUUCUUUGCUGUUUUCAAUUAUUUCCAUUGGGAUUUUGUGCAACUACCACUGUUUUGAUGUCUUGAAAUUCAGUGGAAUAGUAUGAAUUGAUAAAAAUUGUCUUAAUAGCUCUUUCUACGCUGAGAUUUUUAAAGUUAGUGGUUUUCCUAUAGCGAAGAAACGUUUAAUGAUAUACACACGUGUAUAUAUCACUAUAUACAUAUAUAAAGCUGCUAUAUAUGAAUACAGUCUAAUUGGAAAGCUUUUGUUCAAUGACUUUUCAUGUUCCGGUGGAGAAUUUGAUGCAUUUGUUCAUUUGAAUGAUCUUUUAAAGAGUUUUGGGGAUGUUUGAGAUUUGUGAAUUUUGGGAAAUUGUUCUUGGUUUAACACUGCUGGAGACUCUUGUUUAUGAUACGGCAAAAACCCUUGUUAUAUUUGGGUUAUACCUUUUAAAAUGUGAUACAGCAAUUAAUUUUUUUGAGUGGGAUAAAUGCAGGAAGGAAUGGGGAUAUCCUCUGUAGUUUAAAUUCCUUUAUUUAAAAGAAAUGUGUUUAGUAAAAUAUUGCUGACAGUGUAAUCAGUUCCCCAAAGAAGAGAUUCGCAUGUACCCACACUAUUACUUAACAUCCCAGUUAGAAAUGUCUGUAGAUCCAAGUUAGUCAGAGGGCCUCAAUCUAAACUGCAAAUAAUGCUUAAAACCACUAAGUGAAGGAAGUGCAGGUAAUCUGCCCCACAUGAAUGAUUCCAUGGGUUGCUUGGAAAAAGGAAGGUCCUGAGUGGUGUCUCCCUUCAGUACUUGCAGUUUAAUUAUUCUUACUUUAAAUCUUACCAACAGUGUUAAGUUUAUAAUUCAAUGUACUUUCUUAGUAUUUGAGCAUACAUUUCCAAAACCACUUAAAAAUGUAAACAUUUUGUUUGUACUUUAAGUGAGAAAUAAAGAAAUGUGCUUCCCUGUAUGUUAUGUACUUGUGCUAUAAGGAACUGGUAACUUAAAAUGAAAUCAUGUUGGAAAAGGUCUUUAGAGAACCUCUAAUUAAAAUGAAGAGAGUGGGGCUGCUGUGUUAAUAUGCCCAAGCUGACACCAACUAAUUCAAUUCUCUAGACAUUUUUGUUGGAUCUGCUAUGUCAGGGAUUUGUAUGUAUAUUUUCUGUACUAAGUACAAAGAAUGACUGCCCUGAUUCCCCAAGAGCUACCAAGGUGAUUUUACUAAAAAGAUUAGGACAACAUUUUUCUCCCAAGUUGAGAGUUGAAGUCCUGUUUUUCUGCCCCCCAGUUCAGAUUUCCCCCCGUUUAUCCAGCAAAUGGAACUUCAGUAACUGAGAUAUCAAUGCCAUGACAUAGUGAAGAAUAUGCUAGAAUCUAAACAAAUGACAUAGAUUUGAAUCCAGACCUAUAACUUCUCAACUUUUUGCUUAAGAAUGGCAAAGCAGUGUAUUUUGAUAGUAAUCAAUCAUCAUUAGUAUUUUUUAAAUUACAUUUAAAAAUCCAAUUAAAUGUGUUUUAUAAAAUGUACCUCUUCCUUGUCCACAUUUUCCCUACAUAUAUUUUAAGAAGGAAACUAAAAAAAUUCUCUUAAGACCUAGUUUCCUUUACCCAGUCUCUUAGUAGAUACUUAUCUAAGAGCACUUUUGGGAACUGGUGGUGGUGUAAAUGUCCAGAGCAAGCAGGAUUCGAUUACAGCUUGUGUUUACGCCAGUUAAAGAAACAUGUAGAGUCAGCCAGCAUUUCCUCCUUUAUCCUAUCCUUACUUUCCUUGGAUUCAUUCAGCCAACAUCCAUUAAAUCUCUGUUAGAUGGCGCCUUUACUAUCCUUGUUCUAGGGAUGGAAAAGUGUCCUCUCUAUCUGUCCACCUCUCUUCCACCCCACUGGUCUUUUCCUACCCCUUUGGGUAUUUAGUGUCGAUCCUAUAGGAGGAAAGAUCCACGCUUCAGUAUCUACCAAGUCCUUGCUUCGAUGGACCAAAGUUGCAUAAGUGCUAGUAGUUGUUGAUAUGGGUUUUUAACUUAAAAAGAAAUACUUACUAUGAAUUUGUACAUUUUACCAUUCAAGAAGUAACAAGAUGCUAAUACUAUUAAAAAUACUACUUCACUCUUGCCAUUACACAUUUCUCUUAGAAAGUCUUCAUCAGAAUCUUUUCACAGAACCAUUGUUUUCUUUUUAAGAUGUGAGGAAUGUCAAACGUUACUGAGGAAAUUCUAGUCAGCCUAGACUUGGAGAAAUUUAGCAAUAUUUCCUGAGUAACUGGGUAAAUUGCUGUUUCUUUUAAUAUAAAUCACAGGUGAGAAUUUCAGUGGUUAAACUUGACUAGUAAUUAAAUGGUCUGAUAAGUUCCUUUGAUGUUAGACCUUUUUGUGACAUCUUGGAGGGAGACCCUCCAACAUAAAGAGGACAUUUUUGAUUAAAGAUGAGAACAAAUUUUCAAACUGGUGAUAGCAUUUCGUAGCAGAGGGAAGUUUAAAGACGGAAAGAAAUGUGUAGGAGUAACACACAAAACAAAUGCAUAUUACAUUGUGUGAAUUUAAUUUCCCCCUUUUGUUGAGACUAUAAAACCACAUUGUAUGAAAAUGUGUACUGCAUGUUUAUAAAAUUCUGUGUUUCUGUAUAUAGUGAGACUUACCACAAAGCAUUUUGAAAUUUUAUUAUUCUGUGUGUGUGUGUGCGUGUGUGUGUAUGUGUGGUGGUGGUGGUGGUGGUAGGUUUGCUCUUCUAACUUAAGUUUCUCUGUUCAGUGUAGGCAAUACAAUAUUUUUUGAGGAGGUUGCUGAAUUAGUUAUCUAAAAAUAUAUCAGUGAAUUUGUUUGGAGGAAGCAAUUCUUAUUAUAUAAUUUUCAAGAAAUACGGAGAUGUACCAGUUAGUAUACUUCAUUAAUUUAGUGGAAAUUCCCCAAAUUUCUGAGUGAGCUGAGCUGUGAACUGUAACCAUGUCCUCCCCUGAGUCUAGGGGACUCAUUUUUACAUUCUUCACAUUCAUUGCACACAUAUUGAAUUUAUAAAAUAACCCUUUCUUGAUUUUAAGAACUAAUUUAACAGUUUCUAAAAAAUUUCUCUCUCCUUCCAUAUAGAUGCCAUAUUAUAGUUUAAACAUAUGUGCAGCUUGUUGCUAGAAGUGCUGGCUUAGAGGAGAAUAUUCUUAAUACCUUAUGGUUAUACAGUUAUAAUCUUACGGAAAAAUACUAUAGGCAAGUCAAGAAAGCAUGAACCUCAUUUUUAAAAAAUUAUAUCCCAUGCCAUUAUAUAUCUCCUCUCAAUGAUAAGAUGACUGUGCCCUUUUGAGGAAUGUAUUUAUGUAUGUAACUGAGACUGGAAAGCAGCAGUGUAACAUAAAUAUAUAGAAAGAGAAACGAUAGUAUGUAUUGUGGCAAAUACAAAAUCAACGUAACUGAUCAUUUCAAAAGAAAAUUGUCACUUUUUUUAAAAACCCUAUAUAAAUGAAUGUUAACUUGAUAGUACUGCUGAUGAAAUGUUUCCUUUGUUUUUAAAUUGAAGUAUUUGCACAUCAUCACUAAAUAUCUUUGGGAAAGAACAUUUUAAAGUUUUCUCUGUAGAAAGCAAAAUAGAGGCACUUGUUUGAAUAAUAAUAAAAAUGACUUUCUUUCAGUACUGGAUUAGUGGAAGGUCUCAUGGUUGACACUUUCUUAGUAUCUGUGAUAUCAGAUGCAUUUAUGAUGGAGAAAUUUAUUAAAAUUGUAGCCCUC